Molecule: messenger RNA, 3633 nt
Organism: Lodderomyces jiufengensis
Lineage: Eukaryota; Fungi; Ascomycota; Pichiomycetes; Serinales; Debaryomycetaceae
Gene: PGA25
Product: Pga25p
Exons: 1
Coding region: 1-3633 (1210 amino acids)
Source: RefSeq, a predicted model, not a curated record
AUGAAAGUUUCAAAAGUUAGUUCAAUUUUUAUAACUUUAGUUGCAAUAGCAAAUGCAAUUGAAAUUGAAAAUGAAAAAAGAGGGUUUUUUGGUGAUAUUGUAAAUGGAAUUUUUGGAACUAAUCCAACUACAAGUGCACAAGCAGCAGCUCAACCAACUACAACUUCAACUAAUGCUGCACAAACUCAACAAUCAACACAACCAAUUGCACAAGCAGCAGCGGGAGCAAGUGCACAAGUAGCAGCAGGAUCUAAUGCACAAGUAGCGGUAGGAGCUAGUGCUCAAGUUCAAGUAGGAAAUCCAUCAGCAAAUACAGGAUCUUCAUCAUCAUCAACAAUUUCAUCAUUACCUACUACUUCAUCAGCUAUAUUACCAAAUUCAUCUAAUACUCAAACUCAAUUAGCCUCAGCUUCAUCACCUUCAUCUACUGGUAGUACUUCAUCAAAGACAACUCAAUCAUCUUCUACAACUGCUCAAGGACUUUUUGGGAACUUGUUUGGUAAUAGUGCAUCAUCAUCAAGUAUAGAUGAAGAUGAAAUAGAUUGUGAAACAGAUACACCAACUAUAGCUACUAAUCCAACUACAAAAGCUACUACUACUACAUCAUCAUCAUCGAGUAUACCAAUAUUCUCAUCUUCUACUGGUAAUGUAUCUUCAUCAAAACCAAGUUCAAGUUUAUCAUCCUUUUCUGGUUCAGCUUCAACUUUAAAACCAAUUGUAUCUAGUUCAAGUGAAGAUGAUGAAGAAGAUUGUGAGACAACUUCAGGCGGUAUAAUACCAACUUCAAUUUCAUAUACUGGUACUGCAACUAAUAGUCAGCAAGGUGGUUUUGAUUCAUGGUGGUCUGAUUUAUUUGGACAUUCAAGUACUACAACAACAACUCCAACUUCAGGCUCAAUUCCAACUUCAUCAAAAGGUUCUUUAUUACCUUCAUCUACUUCAAAUUCAUUACCAACUGGUUCUUCAUUAAAAAUAUCUUCAACAGUUGCUGGUGUUUCAUCAAGUUUAAUACCAAUUAUAUCAAGCACUACCGAUGAAGAUGAAGAAGAUUGUGAAACUACUACAGGUGGUAUCAUUCCAACUUCAAUAUCGUUUACUGGUACUGCAACCAAUAGUCAACAAGGUGGAUUUGAUUCAUGGUGGUCUAGUUUAUGGGGUGGUAAAAGUACUACUCCAACUUCAGGUUCAAUUCCAACUACAUUAGCCUCAUCAUUACCAACUGGCUCUACCAUAAAAGGAUUAUCAUCAACUAUUGCUGGUGUUUCCUCAACUUUAGCACCAAUUUUAUCAAGUUCAACAAGUUCAGGUGCUACAGUUUCUUCAAAACCCACUACUUCUACAGCAACUAAUAGUCAACAAGGAUCUUUUGAAUCUUGGUGGUCCAAUAUAUGGGGAGAAGGUUCAACUUCUCAAUCAAUUGUAUCAAGUUCAACAAGUUCAGGUGUUCCAAUUUCAUCACAACCAACUACUUCUACAGCAACUAAUAGUCAACAAGGAUCUUUUGAAUCUUGGUGGUCCAAUAUAUGGGGAGAAGGUUCAACUUCAACUUCAGCUUCAAGCUUACGUUCAUCAGUUGCUGGUCAAUCAACGUCACUUGAAGCAGUUGCUUCAACUUUUUCAAAUCCUUUAACUACAGCAAUAUCAAAUAUUACAUCAAAUAUUUUACCAUCAGCUUCAAGCAUUAGUGAUGACGAUGAAGAGUGUGAAGACCCAACUAGUAGUCAUGUAGCCUCAAAUACAAUUGUCAUUCCAACUGGCUCUGGAGGUGGAUUCUUAAGUUCAAUUUUAAAUCCUUCUACUACUACAAAAGCUUCAAUUUCUGGUUUACCAACAAGUAAUAUUUCAAGUUCAAAAUUAAGUAGUGUUUCAAAUCAAUUAUCAUCAUUAACUCAUAUAUCAAAUUUCAAUACAACUAGUACUGGAAUUCCAACAAAAAUUACUUCAAGUUCAGAAGAAGAUGAUGAAACUGAUUGUGUUGAUCCUACUAGUGAUCCAGUUAUUGAUCCAACUAUUACUUAUACACAUGAUCCAACAGUCACAGCAACAAUUAGUGGAAAACUUACAACACUCACUCAAACAACUUCUGGUGAUCCAAAUACUCAAGUUAUUCCAACUACAGUUAAAACUACUAUCGCUGGUCAAAGUUCAAUUGUAACUUUGAAAACUACAAAUAGUGUUGGUGUUGAAGUAACUACAACAUACACCACUUCAUUACCAGAUUCAACUCAAACUUAUAUUACAACAGCUCAUGGGACAGUCACUUCAUUACAAACAGUUUCAAUAACCUAUACUGGUGCUGGUAAAACUUUUACAACUUAUGUUACUCAACAACCUGAGGAAUGUGAAGAAACUAUGGCUUAUACUGUUACAACUUAUGUACCACAAACCACAAUUAAUAAUGGUGGUCAAAUUUUUACCACUACUUUGACUGUUAUUGUUACUAAGACUGUUUAUCCAGAUUAUGAUGAUGAAGACUAUCAAACUGUUGCAGGAGAAUCUAAUGGUUCAUCAGGAAGUGGUAAUUCAGGAAGUGGAAAUUGGGGAUCAAGUGGUUCAUCAAAUUCAAAUAGUGGAUCAUCAGGCUCUUCGGGAUCAUCUAGUGGUUCUUCAGGAUCAUCAAACAAUAAUGACGAUGGUUGGGAAUGGGUUUGGGAGGAUGACAAUGAAUGUUCAACUGUUGCUGCAGUUGCUACAGCUCCACCAAGUGCUGGUUCAUCAAAUUCUGGAUCUAGUGGUGUUUCAUCAGGUUCUGGUUCAGGUUCAAAUUCAGGUUCUAGUGGUUCAUCAAAUUCUGGUAGUUCAUGGUGGCCAUCAUCAGGUUCUUCAAGUGGUUCAUCUGGAUCAUCAAGUGGUUCAUCUGGAUCCUCUGGAUCAUCAAGUGGUUCUUCCUCAGAUAGUAAUGAUGAUGGUUGGGAAUGGGUUUGGGAAGAUGACAAUGAAUGCUCUACUGUUGCUGCAGUUGCUACAGCUCCUCCAAGUGUCGGUUCAUCAAAUUCUGGAUCUAGUGGUAUUUCAUCUGGACUGGGAUCAAGUGGCUCAUCAUCAAAUUCAGGCUCAUCAAGUGGUUUGACUUCAGGCUCAGGAUCUUCAAGUGGAUCUUCAUUAGGUUCAGGUUCAGGUUCAAGUUCAGGUUCAAGUUCAGGUUCAAGUUCAGGCUCAGGUUCAGGUUCAAGUGGUUCUCUUUGGGGAACUAGUCCAAGUGAUCUUGUUUGUCCUGGAGAAGAAGGUUAUGAAUCAACUGGAGAAGAUGAUAAUUGUGAUGAGGAUGACAAUGAUUUAGAAGAUCAAGAAGAACAAUGUGAUACUUCAUCAGGAUAUACAAAUAGUACUUCAUCAACUCAAAUUCCAAAAUACACUUUGAAUAAUACUGCUACUUCAACAACUUCAAUUUCAAAUUCUUCAUUAGCAGGUUAUAAGUUACUUGAUGUUGUAGUUAGUGAAACUGCUUUCCCAACAUUAUAUGUUAAUACUAGUCAUUCAACAUUAUCAACAUCUACUGCAACAAAUCCACCAAAUAAUACAUCAACAAUCCCACAAUAUGCUAAUUCUGGUGUUAAAUUAUUAAGUUCAAAAUAUGAUUUAUAUUCCAUUUUAUUUACAUUCAUUGCUGUUUUUGGGUUUUUAAUGAUAUAA